Messenger RNA from Penicillium angulare, 711 nucleotides. RefSeq lists its product as uncharacterized. The transcript is spliced from 3 exons. The coding region runs from base 1 to 711 and encodes 236 amino acids. The record is from RefSeq and is a predicted model, not a curated record. Lineage: Eukaryota; Fungi; Ascomycota; Eurotiomycetes; Eurotiales; Aspergillaceae. Gene Ontology annotation, molecular function: S-adenosylmethionine-dependent methyltransferase activity.
AUGGACCCAAAGAUGGUUGUGUUGUCUAGUCUUAAUCGUGUAAAGAAGAAGCUAAACAUCUACAGUCCUGUGCAAGACUAUGAAUCUGGAUGGUCAGCUUUGUGGGAUGCAGGAGAAAGCAAUAUUUGGGAUCAAGGGAAAGCGUCUCCGGCCUUAGUUGAUCUUGUUGAAGGAGCAGGUGAACUCUUCGACCCAUUUACCAUACAAGGAACGAAGAAGAAUGUUGUAGUUCCGGGCUGUGGUCGAGGAUACGACGUAGUGAUGUUAGCGCUUCAUGGGUUCAACGCAUAUGGUCUCGAGAUAUCAGAUACUGCCGUUAAAGAGGCUGAGGCAUAUGCAGCAACGCAAAUGUCUCAUUCAUCCGCCUAUCAUUUUGGGAACGAGCAAUCGCGGUCUUCUUCGCCGGGUACGGUGACUUUCUUGGAAGGGGAUUUCUUUUCCUCCACCUGGGAUUUCAAAGGAGAGCCCAAUGGAAUGAGGAAAUUUGAUAUGGCUUACGAUUAUACUGGCCUUAAUGGGGUUUAUUGGAAUCUUUUGGUGGAAGGAAAAGACGGUGGAAUCGGAGGGAAGGAGAUAGGUGACGACGGCAAGGAAAUGAACUCGAAUCAACCCGAUGACGGUGAUUCUCGCAAAAUCGGCUACAUGAAGCCAACUCGAUCCUAUGAACAGAGUAGAGGGACAGAUAUGCUCAGCAUGUAUAUCCGGAAAUAA